Psammomys obesus (fat sand rat) is the source of this 1441-nucleotide messenger RNA. RefSeq names its product sirtuin 3 (gene Sirt3). The transcript is spliced from 7 exons. The record is from RefSeq and is a predicted model, not a curated record. Gene Ontology annotation, molecular function: NAD+ binding; histone deacetylase activity, NAD-dependent. Bases 251 to 1024 code for a protein of 257 amino acids. NCBI's taxonomy places the organism in Eukaryota, Metazoa, Chordata, Mammalia, Rodentia, Muridae.
CGGGAGUUCGGAGAGCGCUGGAGCCUCUGGGCGCCGUCGUCCUGCGGAGCGUCAUGGCGCUGGGUGGUCGACUGGCCUUGGCCGCGCUCAGGUUGUGGGGCCCGGGAGUAUUACAGGUGGGAGAAGGCCCAUCUCCCUCUCUGUGGCAGCCUCAGGUGGCUUUGGAUGUGGAGGCCACAGUGGGAAGAAGCUUUCUCUGCAGGAUGUAGCUGAGCUGCUUCGAACCAGAGCCUGCAGGAGGGUCGUGGUCAUGGUGGGAGCCGGGAUCAGCACACCCAGUGGCAUCCCAGACUUCAGAUCUCCAGGGAGCGGCCUCUACAACAACCUUCAGCAGUAUGACAUCCCCUACCCUGAGGCCAUCUUUGAACUUGGCUUUUUCUUUCACAACCCCAAGCCCUUUUUCAUGUUGGCCAAGGAGCUGUACCCUGGGCACUACAGGCCUAAUCUCACUCAUUACUUCCUUCGGCUGCUCCAUGACAAGGAGCUGCUUCUGCGGCUCUACACACAGAACAUCGAUGGGCUUGAGAGAGCGUCUGGUAUUCCUGCCUCGAAGCUGGUUGAAGCUCAUGGUUCAUUUGCUUCAGCUACCUGCACGGUCUGUCGAAGGUCCUUCCCAGGGGAGGAUAUGUGGGCUGAUGUGAUGGCAGACAGGAUUCCCUCCUGCCCUGUCUGUACUGGCGUGGUGAAACCUGACAUUGUCUUCUUUGGGGAGCCGCUGCCUGCAAAGUUCUUACUACAUGUGGCUGAUUUCGCCAUGGCAGAUCUGCUACUCAUUCUUGGGACCUCCCUGGAGGUGGAGCCUUUUGCCAGCUUGUCUGAAGCAGUACAGAAGUCAGUACCCCGACUGCUCAUCAAUCGAGACUUGGUGGGGCCCUUUGCUCUGAGUCCUCGCAGCAAGGAUGUGGCUCAGCUCGGGGAUGUAGUUCAUGGUGUGGAAAAGUUGGUGGACCUCCUGGGCUGGACACAAGAGCUGCGGGAUCUCAUCCAGCAGGAAACCGGAAAGCUGGGUGGACAGGACAGAUAAGACUCUGGCUGCUUCACCUGCAGAAAGUCACAGGAGAUCACUCUAUUCCCAAGGAGACCUCAUGCCUGAAAACAGCUCUGAUGGGUUUACACACCUGGACCAAACUACUUUUGAUCUGGGUGAUGGUCUUCUGAGGCUGCCUUUCUACAGGCUGGCUGGGAUGUUUUACCCAGGGGCCAUGUCAUCACAGUGCAAAGGAGCUCCAUGUGUGCUCUGCCCACCUCAUCACUGCUGAAGCUUGUAGUGCAGAAUGCUGCUUUCUGGCAGUGGCCCUUAUGGUCACCAGGAAGGCAGCACAGCACGUCGACCAUCACCAGACCCAGGUGAUACACUAGGCUAGUCUAGCAUGUUGGUCUCUACAGUGGCAUCUUUAAGAAACAAAUUUAUUUCUUGCAUGAAAUAAAUUUUAGUAUAAAA